Molecule: messenger RNA, 1830 nt
Organism: Suillus bovinus
Lineage: Eukaryota; Fungi; Basidiomycota; Agaricomycetes; Boletales; Suillaceae
Product: amidohydrolase family-domain-containing protein
Exons: 15
Coding region: 1-1830 (609 amino acids)
Molecular function (GO): hydrolase activity, acting on carbon-nitrogen (but not peptide) bonds
Source: RefSeq, a predicted model, not a curated record
AUGCCUGAACUUCAUAAACGCCAGGGUCCUGGCAAAUUUGCUGAUACAGGCCCUCAGAAUGUUCUCCCCCACAAGAUUACUUCUCUAUUGCCUUCGGUGCUGUCUGGAUUUGGCUAUUCUCGUCCAGUAAUCCUGAUAUUUCUUGCUGUCUUUGCGGCGUGGUUCCUAUCCUCCGAGGAAACUUCGUCACUCUCACAUUCAUACGCAAUUUGCUCUUCAUCGGGUGCUCGUGUUUACACUGUGGAUCAUGUCGUGCCAAACGUCCAGUGCCUUGUUGUGGAUGGGUCUUUAAUACUAGACAUCGGUUCCUUGGAUGAUGUAAUGGCGCGUUGGGUUGCCAGAGGUCGCCUUCGUUCUUCUCUUCAAAUACGUUAUUUGGACAAAUCUUCGAUCGUAGUUCCGGGGCUUAGUGAUUCACAUGCACACAUUCUCGAAUACGGUGCAAGUAGGCAACUUCUUCUUACAAAUGCCAAGACGAUCAAAGACACAGUUGCACUCGUCCGACAAUAUAUUUUGGACAAUGAUGACAUACUCAAUGACUCUUCAAAAUUUAUUGAGGGUUGGGGAUGGGACCACACUUCUUGGCCAGUGGAAGAAUGGCCAACCUGGGACGAUCUAGAGAUGGACCCGAUAGUCCGCGGCCGGCCAAUCAUCCUACAAAGCAAGGACGCUCAUGCAUUAUGGAUCUCGAAGAAGACUUAUGCAUUAAACUCUCCGUGGCCAUCGGAAGUAGAAGGUGGUGUCGUCAUCAAGGAUUCAUUUGGCGAUCCAACCGGUGUUCUUCUUGACAAUGCUCAGGACCUUGUGGAGAUACCAGCUCCGACUGAACAGGACUUGUUGAGGCGUUUCAAUACUGCAGUCAAUGAUGCCUUGUCUUAUGGUUUGACCUCCAUCCACGAUGCGGGGCUCAAACCUAUUUCGCUCGAGUUUUUCAGAAGGUUUACUAAACGUCCUGGUAUUCGAAUUUAUGGGAUGAGAUAUUUCGAGGAAAACGGUCCUUAUUGGGGAAAUAUCUCAAAACCUAUCAUCAAUGCAGGGGAUGGCAGGCUAAAUGCUCGCAGUGUCAAGAUCUUUGCUGACGGUGCUUUACGCUCUGGUGGAGCAGCGCUCAACGAGCCAUAUUGCGAUCAUCCCCACACGAAAGGAUUCAUGCGUUUGGACGCCAAAGUUUUGGCUGAUGUUGUACCCAAAUUUUUAAGAGAUGGAUGGCAGGUUAACGUUCAUGCAAUUGGGGAUUAUGCCAACGGUGUGGUUCUGGACACAUUCGAGACGGCCUUGAAGGACGUAAAUGUAACUGCCCUCAGACCUCGCCUAGAACAUGCUCAAAUCCUCACAAAAACCGACCUGAAACGUGUCGGAAAGCUCGGAGUUAUUUCAAGCAUUCAACCUACGCAUGCUAUCAGUGAUAUGUGGUUUGCAGAAGAACGCCUUGGCUCUGAGCGAGUAAAGGGUUUAUAUGCCUUCCGCUCCUUACUUGAUCAUGGCUCUCGACUUGCCUUUGGCUCUGACUUCCCAGUGGAGGACAUGAACCCGCUCUCUGGGUUCUAUGCAGCCAUUACGAGACUGUCUCCUGAAGGACAAUCACCCAGCGGCCCGUCGGGAUGGUUUCCAGAACAGCGGUUGACUCGCAUGGAAUCCUUAAGAGGCAUGACGAUCGAUGCUGCAUAUGCUUCGUUUACCGAAGACAGCCUGGGUUCUCUUGUUCCUGGAAAACGGGCGGACUACGUGGUGCUAUCACAAGACAUCAUGACUAUUCCUGUUGAUCAGAUUUUAAGCACCAAAGUUCAGGCUACGGUGAUUGAUGGACGUCUUGCCUUUGGACAGGUUUAA